ACGAGAGGCAGCAGCUCACAGGUCAGCUUCCCAAAAUAAAAGUCGUCUCUCGCAAACAUCCAAAUAGGUUGCAGUGGACUGCCUGCCUGAAAGGCUCAUUGAAAACCUGCGCCAUCAUGGCGUCAGCUGGCGUUCCUCACACGGCCACACUGGAUGAUUACUCUGUGUACGGCAACCUGAGUGAUGACGAGCUGCUGCAGCUCGCCGUCGAGCGUAGUCUGGCCGACGCACACGCUAGCUCCACCCUCAACACGAUUCUGCAGCUUCCUGACUCGAAGGUCAACACGAAUGACUGCUGCCAAAUUUCACCUGUGCAGAAAACCGCUGCCCACUACAGUUCGCCAAACCCUCCCAGCGAAAAGCCUCCCGAUUUGAGGGGCGGUGUGUUCUGGAGUGGCUUGCCUAAAAAACAAGGGAACACGGUCCAAUGCCGUCAAAUGGACCUGGUCCAACAUCUCGUAGAAAGUCUUCCCAGAAGAGUGGAAGCUGUUCCGGCUGCAAAGAAGAACUUUGACGGCACUGUCAGUUGUUUCAUGACUGGUUAUGGGCAGAAGAUGUUGGCUUAUCGAAGCUCUGACGGCACUUUGGUCCACGUGGCUCCAGAACUUCAGGAGGAGGAGGAGCCUUUAUUUGCAGCCAUCCGGGUCGGUGAUGUGGACCGAGUGAAAGCUCUAAUUAGAGGUUCUGGAAACAACUUGAUGCUGCCUAGUAAACCAGGCUGGUUGGCCAUUCAUCAGGCUGUUUGGUACGAUCAGGAGGCGUGUCUGAGAAUACUCUUAUCAGUUCAGCCAGGGAUGGUCAACAAACGCACAGAACGCGCUGAGACGGCUCUGCUGUUGGCCGUCAACAGGGAGCGUCUACAAUGUGCUGAAAUUCUGAUGGAGAACGGCGCUAAUCCUGAUUUAGCUAAUCAGGAACGCGAGACUCCGCUGUAUAAAGCCUGCGAGAUAAACAACCCUUCGCUGGUGGCGCUCUUGCUCAAUCACGGUGCAGCGGUCAACACUCAGUGCUUUCAUGGCUGCACAGCGCUGCAGGAGGCCGCGUUAAACAACAAUGUGGAGAUCUGUGAGAUGCUUCUAAAGGCUGGAGCCAAACACCACCUGAGGAAUGUCUUCGGGAUCACACCUUUGUUCUCGGCUGCUCAGUGUGGACAAGAGGACUCGCUGCGCUUUUUGGUCAAGCACGGUGCAGACAUUAACUCUGAAGCUGCCGAUGGAGGGACGGCUCUCUAUGAAGCUUCCAAAAACUUACACGUGGACACCGUGAAGUUCCUUCUUUCCCAGAAGGCAGAUGCUAACAAAUCAGGAAAAACGAGUCUUUUGCCGCUUCACAUCGCCGCUCAAAGAGGAAGUGACGUCGUGGUGUCCCUGUUGAUCCCAGCAACCAGCAAGGCGAGAGUCCGCCGCUGCGGCAUCAGUCCACUUCAUGUCGCAGCCGAACGAAAUCGUGACGACGUCCUGGAGAUUUUGAUCGCAGCCGGUUUUGAUGUCAAUGCCCAGCUGUCCGAGGAGCGUUCUAAACUGUACGAAGACCGGCGCAGCACGGCGCUCUACUUUGCUGUCAUCAACAACAACAUUGACAAUGUGCGCUUGCUGCUGCAGUCCGGUGCUGAUCCAAACCUGGACGUGUUCCGGCCGCUCAUGGUGGCUGCGAGGCAAGGCUGCAUUGAGAUUGUCACGCUGCUGGUGGAACACGGCGCUGACAUCAACGCCUGCAUACCCACACACCCCACCACCUUCCCUGCCAUUUAUAUGUUCUCCAUGAAGUACCUGCCCUUGUUCAAAUAUCUGCUGGACAACGGAGGCCAGGCCCUCUCCUGUUUCCACUGUUUGUACGGAACCGGACCACACCCAUCGCUCCAAACCAGCAGGCCCCACAGAGGUCACCUGGGCUACCCUGAAAGAGACUACUAUGUCGGGAGAAGUGUUCAGUUCUGCGAAAUCAUCUCCGCCCCUACUAUCAGUCGGUGGGCGGGGCCAAUCAUUGACAUCCUUUUGGACUACGUUGGUAAUGUGACCCUAUGCUCUCGUCUGUUGGAACACCUGGACAGUUUUGAAGACUGGGCGGUCAUCAAAGAGAAAGCAGCUGUGCCACGGCCGCUGCAGCAGCUGUGUCGUGUGCUCAUCGUCAAGAUGGUGGGAACACGGCGGCUGAAGAGGUUACCACUUCCUGGAGGUCUGAUUCGGUUUUUGCAACACCAGGAAAGUUAUGUGGACGUUUAAACUCCUCUUCUUUCUGUCAUAAUCUCAGUUUUUCCUUUUAAAUUUCAUUGAAAUAAACACUAAGAUGUUUUUCACCAAA
This is a messenger RNA of Nerophis ophidion (straightnose pipefish), 2301 nucleotides long. Its product is annotated as ankyrin repeat and SOCS box protein 2-like. The record is from RefSeq and is a predicted model, not a curated record. Bases 117 to 2222 code for a protein of 701 amino acids. Gene Ontology annotation, molecular function: protein binding. The transcript is spliced from 12 exons. NCBI's taxonomy places the organism in Eukaryota, Metazoa, Chordata, Actinopteri, Syngnathiformes, Syngnathidae. Gene Ontology annotation, cellular component: cytoplasm. Gene Ontology annotation, biological process: intracellular signal transduction.